GCGAUAUUUGAGGCAGAAAAAAAGACAAGGUUGCGUGUGUUUUACUCCACAAAAGAACUCCUAAAACCAAAAACGUUAAAACCCACUUCUUUUUUUUCACAGUAUUCUCUUUUCAUGUCAAGAACAAUUACUGUUUUUCUUGGUAUGCAAUCUGUAAAUUUAUUGUAGUUUUCAUUUCUACUUUUGGGGUUUAGGAGUAAAAGUGGAGUCACUCUACUUUGCUUUACCUUUUUCUGAGUUUUUUUUUGUUCAUACAAAUCCAAAUUUCCUUUUCUUUGUAUUCCUAUUUUUUCUCUUCUCGUCCCUUUCAGAAUCUUUAGAGAGAGAGAACAACAAAUUGAGAAAGAAAAAAAGGUAAGGCUGUGUGAGAGAGAACCCACCAAAGCGUGCACGAGAGAGAGAAAAAAAAAGCUUUGAUUUUGUAUAAAAUCCCACCACUGCUCUCUUACCAUACCUUCAUUACACAUCUCUCUUUCUCUCUCUCGCUCUCAGUUUUGUGGGAUUGUUUCUUUAAAAGGGGUUCUUAGGGUUUAGUGAAGCUAUAGAUUUCAAUUUCAUACAUAGUUAACGUAUAGAAGGAAUCUUGGGUUGAUCAAUGGAAGGUUGUCCAAGAAACAGAGAAAUCGGUCCAAAACUUCUUGAUUUGAUUCCACAAGGAAGGAAAUGGUACCAAGAAGACAAGAACAACACAGAUCAGGAGAAGAAACUUGAGCUAAGGCUUGGACCACCCGGUGGUGAUGAAGAAGAUCAUUCAGCAAUCAAGAAGAAGAACACAGAGAUAAGAAACAUCAAGAAGGAAACAGAAGACAAAUCUUUCCACUGUUUUAAUGGCAAUCACUUCUCUCCUUCCAACAAAACCACUUCUGUUCCUCACAUCUCACAGAAAAGAACUGCUCCUGGUCCAGUGGUGGGUUGGCCUCCGGUUCGUUCGUUCAGAAAGAAUCUAGCGAGCACAAGCUCUUCAAAGCUAGGUAACGAAUCCUCUCAUGGAGGUCAAAUCAACAAGAGUGAUGAUGGUGAAAAACAAGUUGAAACCAAGAAGGAAGGAAUGUUUGUCAAGAUCAACAUGGAUGGUGUUCCUAUUGGUCGUAAAGUUGAUCUCAAUGCUUACAACAGCUACGAACAGCUCUCUUUUGUCGUUGACAAACUCUUCAGAGGUCUACUCGCAGCUCAAAGAGAUAUCUCUGAUGGUCAAGGAGAAGAGAAACCUAUCAUUGGAUUAUUAGAUGGGAAAGGAGAAUUUACUUUAACCUAUGAAGACAAUGAAGGGGACAAGAUGCUUGUUGGGGAUGUUCCAUGGCAAAUGUUUGUUUCAUCUGUGAAGAGACUGCGUGUGAUUAAAAGCUCUGAGAUUUCAUCUGCCUUGACAUUUGGAUGCAGUAAGCAAGAGAAGAUGAUGCACUGAAGAGUCUUUUUAGAAACUUUUAUUUCAGACAGAGAGUCUCAAAGCUUUAUAAAUGUACAUCUGGUUUUUGUUAUAUAUAAGAGUUAAUCAUUGGUUUUUUACUUUUUUUUUGGUCCAGAGAAACAUUUGAUCUGAUCUGAUAUUCCCAUGUCUUCAAGACACUAGACGAUGAGAUUACAUAAGCAAUCUGUGUUUAUAAGCAUUUUAAUUAAUUAAGGAGAUAAUUAGAACAUACUGUAAUAAUUAUCUCAUGCAUGUCUGCAAAACUCUUUUUGAAAAAAGAAGAUGAAAUUUUUAUUCUCUGUAAAAGCUCUUUUAACUUUUGUUCCUUCCAACUUUGGCUAUACCUUUAAUCAUGUAAAAAGCUGAGAAUGAAAGGCCAUUAUUGUUGUUUUUGUUGUUGUCUUUUUUUUUCUUCUUGUUUUUACUAUUUAACCUGAGUAUGCAUGUAUAUAAGAAGAUAAGAUUGGAAGUUGAAAACUCAAAAAAGACUUUUCAGAAUGAGAUCAGUCCAUGUCGUGAUAAUUUUGGUGGCUAUAUCAUCUCUUUUGUUCUUCUAGGUGCAGAAUUUAGCAGCUUUUUAUCCUGACUUUUUAAA
This is a messenger RNA of Arabidopsis thaliana (thale cress), 2003 nucleotides long. It is a transcript of the gene PAP1, whose product is annotated as phytochrome-associated protein 1. The record is from RefSeq and is marked reviewed. Bases 596 to 1405 code for a protein of 269 amino acids. Gene Ontology annotation, biological process: response to auxin; regulation of DNA-templated transcription. The transcript is spliced from 5 exons. Gene Ontology annotation, cellular component: nucleus. NCBI's taxonomy places the organism in Eukaryota, Viridiplantae, Streptophyta, Magnoliopsida, Brassicales, Brassicaceae.